AUUCAUCUGUGAAAAAACAGAUUUGUAAAAUAUUCCAAAUAAUUACUCCUUAAAAACGACAGAAAAUGUUUAAUAAUCUUUUCGGUAAAGCGCCGUCACUCAAGGAGCAACAACGUGAAAAUGAUAAAAGUUUAAGAAAAGCUUCUCGUGACAUUGAACGGGAACGAAGAAAACUGGAGGAGGAGGAAAAGAAACUUCAAAUGGAAAUUAAAAAGAAUGCAGCUCAAGGAAAUAAUGACGUUUGUCGUAUACUGGCCAAACAACUAGUUGAGAUACGUAAGCAGAAGGCUCGUACAUUUGCUGCAAACAGCAAGAUCACUUCGAUUGGCUAUCAAAACAAAAAUAUUGGCACCAAUGUGGCUUUAAGUAAUGCCAUGAGCACAUCGGCAAAGACCAUGGCUGAUAUGAACAAAAUUAUGAAACCGGAAAGUAUUGCAGCAAAUGUUAGAGACUUCCAACAGGCUAAUAUGAAAAUGGAAAUGACCGAUGAAAUGAUCAAUGAUACACUUGAUGAUAUGUUGGCUGAUUCUGAUGAUGAAGAUGAAACCAAUGCUGUUGUCAAUAAGGUUCUGGACGAAAUUGGCAUUGAAAUCUCAGGACAAAUGUCAAAAAUACCAUCGACAGCAUCUGGUGACUUGGAAGAUAAACGCACUGACAAAGAUAUAGCUGCUCAAUUGGCUAAAUUGCGUUCCACGUAGAAUAGUAAUUUUCAUUAGUUUUAAUAUUAUAUUGUAUUUCUUUUCCGAUUAUGUUUUUAUUAAUAAAUUUAUAUAACACAUACAAA
Messenger RNA from Calliphora vicina (urban bluebottle blowfly), 784 nucleotides. It is a transcript of the gene CHMP2B, whose product is annotated as Charged multivesicular body protein 2b. Gene Ontology annotation, biological process: late endosome to vacuole transport; endosome transport via multivesicular body sorting pathway; protein transport. Lineage: Eukaryota; Metazoa; Arthropoda; Insecta; Diptera; Calliphoridae. The coding region runs from base 66 to 698 and encodes 210 amino acids. The transcript has a single exon. The record is from RefSeq and is a predicted model, not a curated record. Gene Ontology annotation, cellular component: ESCRT III complex; multivesicular body.